AUGCCUAUUACGAAUAAUCGUGGUAACGUAAGGAAGAUUGCUUUUCGUACAAGAGGAAGAUCGGCACAAUCACUUGAUACUGGUGGUCCCCGAGUAGAUUCUGGCGCUGGUGGGGACGGCCGGUUAUUUCUUCAAAUUAGACCUGCAUUAACUGAUCCAAGAGCAGCUCUAGCGCAACGAUCCCACUCAACGCUGUCCGGCAAUGAUUUUUUGCACAAAGACGAUAGUAAAGAUGAAACAGUCGGAUUACAAGCUGUGGGAGAAGGAAAAGUACAACUUCUUAGAACACCACAAGAGAAAGAUAGACUACCAGAUAGAAUCAGUCUUGAUAGGAGAGGACUUUCAUCGAUCCCUCAUAUAGUUGGAGAACCUGGCUUAAGGUUGUUAUCACUACAACAUAAUUUAAUCAACAGUUUAACAGGAUUAUCACCAUUAGACUUAGGUAAACUUGUGUUCCUAGAUGUUUACGAUAACCAAAUAGACAAGAUCACGUCUCUGGAAAGACUGUUUAGCUUGAGGGUACUCUUAAUGGGAAAAAACAGAAUAAAACGUAUUGAAGGACUAACAAAUCUAUUAAAGUUAGAAGUAUUGGAUUUACACGGCAAUAGAAUAGGACGAGUGUGCGGUUUAUCUAACUUAAGUGAACUGAAAGUGCUCAAUUUAGCUGGUAAUCAGAUCAAAUGCAUUGGACAAACGGAUCUUCAGGGUCUAGUUUCUUUAAGAGAACUAAAUUUGAAAAGAAAUCGUUUGAGAAAACUGCUUGGCUUUCAAAACACGCCUAAAUUACAAAAAUUGUAUCUUGGUAAUAAUGACUUACAAAGUGUAGAAGACAUGUCAUCCCUCGCCGAAGCAGUUGCUCUUAUUGAAGUAUCUUUAGACGGAAACCCAGUAGCUUUAGGAGGCGAUUGUACACCUUUUCUUGUUUCUUACCUACCUAAUAUCCUCACGCUGAGCAAUAUGCAUGUCACUGAACAGGUUCGUAGAGCUGCCAUGGCGUGGCGAAGUAACAAGGAGGCUGCACAUGCUGCGUAUUGCGCUCUCGGUGGAGCAGCGCAACAAGAAGCCAGGCGUGAUCAAAUCAUCAACAAUGCUCGCACUAAUUGGGAACUUCUCAGGUCCGAAAAUAAGUGCUUCAUUGCGGCUUCAAGUCCAAAUAAAAAUGUCGAUGACGAAAAGGAAUAUACAAUAGAAGCCACGACCAUGAUCACACAAGUUGGUUGUACACAAACGAUGGACGAAGCAGGCCUCCCUGAUGUUGUAGUGGCUCUACAACAAGUCGAAACUGAGGACUCGGACUGUAAAAAUAAUAAUAGCGACGCUGGCAUAAAACCCGUGGCAGAAAAUGUUCCGCGAGCUUCACCUAUGAAAAAGUUACAGAGAAGUGCAACUGCAAAAAAGACUUCUGAGCGCAGAGUUAACUUUUCCGACCGAAGUGCAUCUCAAGACACCGAUGCCUCACAUUCCACAUCCACUAGCAGUGAUUUAAGAUUACCACCAAUACUACUCCCCAUAAUUUCUUCUUUAGAAAAUGUAAAACUAUCGGAAGGGUCUGAGCCUAUACUAAAACGUUGGGAAAGUAUCUCCAGUGUUGAACCAAUAGUUGAUUCAUCGUUCAGCUCACUGCCAAGUUCAAGUAGCGAUAGUGAGGAAGAAACUACGAAAAGAACUAUUCGACGAGUACCAACUGCUUUGAGGCGACGAGAAAACUUUAGCGCAAUGCGAUCCAAGUCCGUCUGUGAUCCUGAAACUCGGAGAUCUAAAUCAAAAAACUCUGAUAUCAGUGAAAAUGCUAGUAACAUUUCAAGUAGCACUAAUGUCGGCUCUGUCGCCAAUUCCUCUACAUCGGGUAGCGACCAUAAUAGUAAAGUUCUUCGGCGCGAGAGUUCACUAAAUAGUAGAAUGUCAAGAAAUAUAAGAAGUGCUACAACAUCUCGGAGAUCUGAAAGGGCAUCUUCUGCAACUAGAGCUUCAACAGCUAAAUCAAAGACAGUAAAGAGUAUUAAUUUGGCUAAUUUCAAAUCUUCGGAACCGGUCCCGAAGUCUAUGCCUCCUUCGAAAGAUAGAGAACAAGGAGUGGAUUACUUGGUGGAAGUCUGCGAUGGAGUAGUAAGCGUGUGGGGCGCGGGUGCUGUACGUCGUAUUUCGCGAGAUUGGGACUGGGAACGUGCGCGCGCAGUUACCCGGGCUGCAUUUCACUACGUACAUUACAAUGCCGUAGCACAAUGUCUGUCUGAGUUGAAAACCAAGUUUCCAAAUAUAUCCACUAUAUCCGUACGAGCAACGGGCCUGCAAUGGCUGGGCCAGUUACAUUCUUUAGCGGAGCUACGAGGUCUUACAGGUUUAACAGUCUUGCCCGAAGGCAAUCCUAUUGAUGCGAAAAUUUGGCGAGAAUAUGCUAUAUAUAGACUCGCUCAUUGGGGUUUGAAACAAAUUAAUGAUGAACCGGUUACAGAAGAGGAUAUAAAAUCAGCUAACAGGACAUACGAAGGCCUUAGUGAUAUUGUAUUGCGAGCGUUGCCCGAUGCACCGCUGCAACCUCUUCUGUCAAGAUUGGGAAGAAGUGGCAAUAGUUCAGUGAGUGCUAAAGCCUGGUUAAGAGUAGCUGACCCUGCGUUGAGAGAUGUUAUAGCAAAAGAAGCGUUACAGUACAAAAAAGGACACGUAUCACAGGAGGAUAUGAGUUGGCGUGUUCGUGGACGCGGUCAAUUGUCCCAUGCAAUCGAACUAGCUUGUGGCGCUGCUCAAAGACUAAAAGUUUUGGAAGUACUAUGGCCAACAAUUUUAGUCGAAAUGAUAGAAGAUAUAUUAAAUGAUUUUUCUGAUAUGGAAACACAUGUAAAAGAACAGAUGAAAAUAAUUAUGGACACAAUGUGA
Arctia plantaginis is the source of this 2874-nucleotide messenger RNA. NCBI's taxonomy places the organism in Eukaryota, Metazoa, Arthropoda, Insecta, Lepidoptera, Erebidae. The record is from the annotation of a GenBank genome assembly.